AACAAAAAGCUUGUGGUGUACCGCAAGGCUACUGCGUUGGUUCAUAUCUUUUACUGUAUUGUGCGUGUUGUGCCUUCAGGAAUACAGUUGUUUCGGUGGAAUGAUUGCUAACCUACAGGUGUAACGUCUGGGAAACGCAGCGGACGUACCGGGCCGCACGUGCAGAUGAAGACAGUUGGAGUAAACAGUAUGAUCCUGCACGUGAUUUUCGUGUGUCUCGUGUUUAAUCUGACACCGACCACCGCAGCUGGCAACAUCACCACCAAAGAGCGUGAUCUUCUAAAUCGUCUGCUUAACGACACAAUUUAUGAUGCAACAAUUCGACCGAGGGUGGAAUCAGGGGACGCAACGCGUGUGGAGCUGGACCUGACCCUCAAAUCACUGGGACCAGUUAACGACAUCGAGAUGGAAUUCAGCGCCAGUUUUUUCCUCCGACAGUCUUGGCGUGACCAUCGCUUGGCUUACGACGACUUGAACACCAGCGUUGUCAUCAGCGAAAAACGCCUGGACUCGCUGUGGGUGCCUGACCUGUACUUCCCCCAGUCCAAACGGGAGAGCAGACAUGACAUUACUAUUCCCAAUGUCAUGAUUCGUCUGUCUCCCGACGGAUCCAUCUUGUACUCGCAGAGAUUGUCGGUAACCUUUGAUUGUCACAUGGACCUUGUCAAGUUUCCCAUGGACAAACAGACGUGUCAGAUUGACAUGGAAAGUUAUAGUUUCACAACCGACGAUCUCUACUUUGCUUUCUCCUCUGAAAGGCCCCCUGUAGAGAAGGGCAAAGGGGCAGAUAUCCCCGACUUCACCAUCACGGGGAUUACUCACGAAGACUGCUCCGUCACAUACGCUACAGGGACAUUCACAUGCUUAAGAGCAAUUCUCCACCUCAAACGAGAAAUCGGCUUCUACGCUACACAGACCUACAUCCCCAGCAUCCUCAUCGUCGUGUUGUCCUGGGCCUCGUUCUGGAUCGACCACGAGGCAGUUCCCGCCAGAAUCUCCGUGGGGCUCCUAACAGUCCUAACCAUCACCACCCAGAGCUCAGGUGCGCGCGCACAACUUCCCAGGGUUCCUUACGUGAAGGCCAUCGACGUGUGGAUGUCGGCGUGCCUCGUGUUUGUGUUUGCCGCCUACAUGGAGUAUGCUGUCGUUUCUGUUCUGUCCCGGCGACACAAGAAGGGGGACAGAUACAGCUCCAAAGAUUCUAGCAACACAAGUUUCACAGACACUGACCCCUCGAAACCGUCAUCCCUCGAUGGCAGCAAUGGUGCGCACAGCAGAAAAGUGCCCAAAGAUGCUGGAGUGAGGGUGGACUCUAUUUCACGAUACGGAUUCCCUCUGUCCUUCCUCAUAUUUAACAUCGUGUACUGGGUGUUCUAUAUCCAUGUUGACUGAUUGCGCGAUGCACUCUGGGUGUUCAAACACCCCGGGCAAAAGAAAGUAUACACCCAUGUUUGAUGGUGGCUAAAAAUGAAACAAAAACAAAAUGGUUAUUCAAUCUUGAUAUGUUUUGGACCGUAGGUUCGCAGUGUUUCGACGACCUUUUUCAACCUAGUAACUUUUUGAGAACGUUUGUAAUUUUUUGGGUCAAAUCCCUUUUCAAGUGUAUACUUUCUUUUGCACAGCAGUGUAUCUGUAAUGCAUGUUCAUGAACAUGUUAAGGCUUUUCUUUAAAUACUUCUCUUCUUUGGUCAUAUUUGUUAUAUUUACAUGUAAAUAAACACUAUGAAAACACAA
Messenger RNA from Haliotis rufescens (red abalone), 1734 nucleotides. RefSeq names its product glycine receptor subunit alpha-2-like. Gene Ontology annotation, molecular function: chloride channel activity; extracellular ligand-gated monoatomic ion channel activity; neurotransmitter receptor activity. NCBI's taxonomy places the organism in Eukaryota, Metazoa, Mollusca, Gastropoda, Lepetellida, Haliotidae. The record is from RefSeq and is a predicted model, not a curated record. The transcript is spliced from 8 exons. Gene Ontology annotation, cellular component: membrane; synapse; neuron projection. Gene Ontology annotation, biological process: nervous system process; signal transduction; chloride transmembrane transport. Bases 166 to 1392 code for a protein of 408 amino acids.